GUUGUCCUUCUGUGCAUCAAUUAAAUUCAUUCGGAUGAGAACGGCUCUGUAGUUUUGCACACGGUGUACACUGAAUUCGUCACGAUGAACAUUUUGGUUUGAAAUAAUUAGUUAUGAAGAAGUUUCCCCAGAGAUAUGUCGUCGUUAUUUUGGGAUUUUUCGGACUCCUUUUCUCAUUUUCUUCAAGAACAUGUUUUUCUUUGGUUAUGGUUUACAUACUUCGUGACAAUGUGUCUCAGUCCAAUUCUCUGUUCAAAGAGUGUACAGUCAAUGGAACCUCGUGGGAUCUUAUGUUACCCUGGAAUCCGUCCACCACACAGUAUUUUAACACAGUAUUUUUUGCCGGUUAUUUCCUUACCCAGCUUCCAGGAGGGUAUCUGUCAGCUCGAUUUUCAUCUUCAAGGGUCUUUGGCAUUUCCGUCCUAGCCAGUGGUUCCUUAAUGAUAAUCUUGUCAUUUGUACUUACCUACGGUACACCUGUUGUGUAUGCAGUUCGCCUUGUCCAGGGUCUUUUUGAGGGUAUGACCAUACCUGCACUUAAUGGCGUUCUGUCGGCUUGGGCACUGAGUUCAGAAAAAUCACGAAUGGUCACAUUCACCUAUUGUGGAGCCUAUCUAAGUCCCGCCGUGGCAUUCUUCAUAACUGGAGCAACAACUUGCUAUGUCAGCUGGCAUUCCAGUUUUUAUAUCUUUGGAGGUCUGACUGUUCUGUUUUCCAUUACGUGGUUCAUAGUUGUCUAUGACAACCCUUUAUCAAAUAAAUGUAUGUCAGAUGAGGAAAGGUCUCUUUUUGAGAUGGAUGGUCCUAUGGUGGAUAAGAGCUCAAAGGAAAAGGUUAAAAAUGCACCUUAUCGGAAGAUUUUGACUUCUGUAACAGCCAUAUUUGUUGGAAAUUUCUGCCGUAACUGGAUUUUCUCAAUGCAGGUCUCCCAACUUCCACAGUAUUUCGCUGAUGCAUAUGGAAUGAAUGUCGCUAGUAUAGGAUUUUUAGUUGCUUUUCCAGAGGUUCUGAUGGCCAUUGUAAUAGUGAUAGGUGGCAUCUUCAUAGAUAUGAUCAUAAAAACGGGGAAAGUCAGCACAACUGUCGCCAGAAAGAUUGCCCAGUGUUCUGGGUUUGGGAUGGAGUCCUUGUGUAUCCUGAGUUUAGUCUUCAUAAGGGAUUACAGACUUGCUACUGUAGUACUUUCUAUAGGAAUUGGUAUUAGUGGAAUGGCCAUAUCAGGUUAUCAAGUAAAUGCCCUGGACUUGGCCCCUCAGUAUGCUCAUAUUGUAACAGGGUUUACCCGGAUCAGCUGCAUUGGAUCCAUGCUAAGUACAGCCGUGGCAGGCUUAUUAAGAGAAAAGAAUGGUGAGUCUUGGCAAAAAAUUUUCCUUAUAGCUGGGACAAUUCAUUUGUCCGGAGUUAUUUACUAUGCAAUAUUUGCUUCUGGAGAAAUACAAAGCUGGGCAAAGACUCCAAAUCUGACGUCAUCAGAUAGUACCCUUAAAUUGACGUCACAUCCUGUGUAUGAGUAUGGGUCAAUUUCACAAAGAAAAGAUGAGAUAAAGGAGGACCAAGAAUCUUAAUAUAUGUUUCUGUAAUAAAUUCUUGUGUGCUUCUGCAUGAAUUGAUUUGUUGAUAGAAAUUUAUUUAUUAUACUUUUAUAAUAAUUUAAAUUACUGAUCUCGGUAAUUCAGUCAUAACUU
Molecule: messenger RNA, 1685 nt
Organism: Saccostrea cuccullata (small rock oyster)
Lineage: Eukaryota; Metazoa; Mollusca; Bivalvia; Ostreida; Ostreidae
Product: vesicular glutamate transporter 1-like
Biological process (GO): synaptic transmission, glutamatergic; transmembrane transport; neurotransmitter loading into synaptic vesicle
Cellular component (GO): excitatory synapse; synaptic vesicle membrane
Molecular function (GO): neurotransmitter transmembrane transporter activity; L-glutamate transmembrane transporter activity
Source: RefSeq, a predicted model, not a curated record